This is a messenger RNA of Salpingoeca rosetta, 2424 nucleotides long. RefSeq lists its product as uncharacterized. The transcript is spliced from 9 exons. Lineage: Eukaryota; Choanoflagellata; Craspedida; Salpingoecidae. The record is from RefSeq and is a predicted model, not a curated record. The coding region runs from base 1 to 2424 and encodes 807 amino acids.
AUGCAUCAGGCCGAGAGACACGUGCACGAUCUCAAAGCCAAGGCAGCCAGGGUCGACAAGCAGCGGCUAGCUGCGCGCGCUCGGGGCGACGAUGCCAAAGAGGAACAGCUCGCGACCCAGCUGAAGGAACUCAAAGGCGAGGUGACGCAAGCAGAACGCGUGUAUGCGCACCAGUACAAAUCAACCGAGAUGUCGAAGAAUGCGCGUGUGCGUCAGGUGCUUGAAGGAGAGGCGCAGGCGUCGAUCGAGUACCACCACGCCGCGCUUGUCAUUGCGGAGUCGCAACUGCACCUCUCCCGUCUCAUCCCCGACACACCACCGCACCUCACUGCCGCCCACUCAUACGACCAGGGGCCCACGCGAAGUGAUCUGAUUGCGUGUCAAGCGGUGCGCAAAGUCCAUCUUGAAUCGCUCUUUCUCCACGAAGAAGAGACGCCCGAACACACAGGUGACGGUGAUAGCAAGCACUCCACGACACCUGCGGCACAGCCAGAGUCCCAGACACAAACGCCCACCACCACCUCUUCCUCCUCAACUACAGCAACAACAUCAACAACACUGUCAUCCACAUCAUCAUCAUCAUCAUCAUCAACAACAUCACUGUCCACGCUGCGCCGCCAAUCACCGCUGCUGACGUUCAUCCGUCCGUCGUCGUCGUCAUCGCGAAAUCGCUCCCACCCGCUUCCCGUCCGCCCGGCGUCCUGUGCGCCGUCGUCCUCGCUGGAUGUCGUUCGCAGCGACGGCGAACUCGUCCCGGAAGGGUUGUGUCUGGUUCGCCCGCAUCUCGAUGGCGUUUCCGAGCCGGGGGCGCCACUGCACGGCAGCUCGUCACUCAGGAGGGCGGCCCACGCCUCUCCGUCCUUUUCAUCGUCUCCGUCUUUGGAACCGCCACACGCCCGCACCAAGACCUUUCACGCCACGACGACAACAGCAACAACAACAACAACAACAACGGGUGCAGGUGCGUCAACAACAACGACAAGUGGCAGUGGCGUUUCAUCGUCCAGCACAUCACGUGGCGUGCAUCACCUGCGGGCAAACACGGUCGCACCAACGACAACAACAACAACAACAGCGGCAGCAGCGGCGGCAGCGAGGGCAUCAGCACGGCGACAGGGCCAUGCACACGCGUCGCAUGCGCACGUGCAUGGCGCCAGUGACCAACACCACACCACCACGCACAUGUACGACAACGCCGUCGCACAGGAGCGCGUGUAUUUGCAGCCAUCACGACCCCCGCCACCUCGCCCAACGCUGGUGACAGGUGUUGGCACCAUUGUAACCCCAGGCAGCGGCACAACAACCCAGCACAGCAGCACGCAGGGAACGCGCCCGCCUGUUGUGAGCGGCGACUACGCACUUGCGAACAACGUGACGAGUGGCGCCUGGUCCAUUGCAAGUGAUUCGUCGUUUGAUGCGGAAACAGCAGCAGCAUCAGCCACCACUACCAUGACAACAACAGCGGCAGCAAUGACAGCAGCAACAACAUCAAGAACGGCAGGGUGGGUGCCACGGUCCUACGUGGAACUGACGGAAUCAAACGCCAGGCGCCGGCGGCAAAACGCAUUUGACUCGGCAACAGAGGGAACGCCCCCAAUACCGCCGCCACGCCCAUCUGUGAGCAGAAUGCAGGAUGCGACUGCCACUACGACCGGCUCAAGUGCUUCUUCUGUGCUGUAUUAUGGUGAGAGGAAACACGGCGGUGGUGGUGGCGAUGACGGCGGAAGUGACGAUGUUGGUGGCGUGACUACAACAGCGCGCCCGCCUGAAGAAAAAGAAGAAGAGGAAGAUGCUGCUGAUGAUGACGAAGGGGACGACGGGAACAGGAUUGAAAGUGAUGAUCUUCGCGAUGGGUGUUCACAUUCGUCGACUGCAGCGAAAGCGCGACCGCCAGCGCGACCGCCCGUACCACGACCACGACCACGACCGGGCCGCACACAUACCAACACCAAGACAAGCAAUGCUGGUGAUGGUGUUGGCAAUGGCGAUGGUGGUGGUGGUGGUGGUACGAAUGGCCACAGUGUUGCGCUCAGGCGUGGUGGUGGUGGUGGUGGUGGUGGUGGUGGCAUUGGUGGACGCGUGAGAGGCGAGGCCUCGUUUUCGAGUGAGAGCUUGCGAACGUCCAAGCGGUAUGUCGCCAUCCUUGACCCGUCCUCCUCUGAUGAUGACGAUGAUGAUGACGGCGGCGUGGGUGAUGUGAACGGGUCGAGUGCUGGUGAUUAUGAUCGUGAUGAUGAUGAUCGUGAUGAUGCUGCUGAUGACGAUGAUGGUGGUGAGGGGAAGACACGUGGGAGUGCUGAUUCAGACGCAGCUCGCCUGCUGGAUGCGGUUGUAACGCGUGGGGACACACACGCCCGGCGACAACGACGACAGCAGCAGAGGACGAUGGUGGGUGAGGACGAGCACACGUCAUCGGAGUCGUGA